AUGAGUAGCAUUUGCAACUACUACAGGAACCGGGGCUUCGUUCUUCUACGGGACAUUGUAAAGCUUGAUGACUGGGAAGGGAAAUUCAAGUCCAUUCAAAAAGCCGACGAUGUUCUCAGAAAAAAGAUCAAUACCUUUCUGGGUCUUGAAGCAAAAUCUCAUCUCAAAGACUUGGUUGAUCAUACCAAGGCACACGAAAGAUAUCAUCGGACGAAAGAAGAUCAGCAAUGCCUCAGAGACCUGCGAAUCACAGAUCCUCGCGCUGAUAGGAACCGCAUCGAAGACACUAAAGGAGGACUGCUACAAGAGUCAUACCAAUGGAUUCUCGAGAACCCGCAGUUCAAGACUUGGCGCGUCAGUCGCGACAGUCAUGAGAAUCGUUUGCUUUGGCUUAGGGGCGAUCCCGGAAAAGGGAAAACAAUGCUUCUCUGCGGUCUUGUGAAAGAGCUGAGGGAACAGUCCGCUUCGUGUCUGGUCACCUUCUUUUUCUGCCAGGCCACAGACCCAACCAUCAACAACCACAUAGCAGUUCUGCGUGGUCUCAUGUGGCUACUGGCAGAUCAGCGGCCUUCUCUUAUAUCCCACAUCAGAAAAGUAUACGACACUGCUGGAAAGAGCGCCUUCGAUGAGGGAAAUGCCUGGUACACCUUGUCAGAAAUCUUCGGGAAUAUGCUGGGUGAUGAGGGCCUGCCACUCGUUCACAUCGUUAUCGAUGCCCUCGAUGAAUGCACUAAAGGCAUGACAGAACUUUUGGGCUUCAUUCAGAAGACAUCACGUUUGCACAAUGUCAAAUGGGUCGUGUCCAGUCGCAACUGGACCGAGAUCGAAGAAAAGUUGAAUCAAGAGAUGAGUCUCAGCCUUGAAGUAAACGCAACACUUGUUGAGACCGCUGUUGAUGCAUACAUCUCUUUGAAAGCAUCGCAGAUAGCCAUUCUCAGGCAAGAUGAUGAUCUCAAAGAGAAGGUUUGUAGCCAAAUUCGAAAGAAGGCGAACGGCACGUUCCUCUGGGCUGCAAUUGUCAUUCAACGGCUUAACAUCAAAGCUUAUUACGACAAUGAAUCUGAGAUACUGGGCCUAUUAGACGAGAUGCCUCAAGAUUUAUCCAAACUUUACGCCCUCAUGUUGGAGCGUACUUCCCAGUUGGAAGGCAAGGGCCCCGAGCUAUGUCGAGCUAUUCUGGCCAUUGCGACAUUGGCGCAUCGGCCCUUGCAUCUCGAUGAACUUUCAUGUCUGGUGGGAUUCAAGGGCAAUUUGAGAAACUUGCCUCGGAUGAAAGAGCUCGUCAAUGAUUGCGGUUCGUUUCUGACUGUCCGAGAAGAUAUCGUCUACUUUAUACACCAAUCUGCAAAGGAUUAUCUGGCUGAUGAUCUUUCAUCACGACCCGUAAUCUUCCCGUCCGGAGAGGAGAGAGUCCAUUAUGAUAUGGUUUCGAACUCGUUGGACGCCAUGAAGCUUAUCUUGCGUGAGAAUAUUUACGGACUCGACCAUCUUGGUAUUCUCAUCGAUGAUAUUAGCCCACCGGAUCCUAAUCCUCUACGUCGAAUACUCUACUCCUGCACCAACUGGGUAGCCCAUCUCUGCGCGGUGGCUUCUAGUCAAGAUCAUUUCCGUCCCCAGAGCGAAGUCGUCGACAACGGAGAGGUCUUGAGCUUCUUGGAGACGCAUUUUCUCCACUGGCUUGAGGCGCUGAGCCUCACACGCAACCUGCCAAGCAACACCAGGGACAUCAAAAGACUCAGUGGAUUGCUCAAGACUGCAGAAAAAGAUAAGCUUCAAGCGUUCGUUUACGAUGCAAGUCGGUUUAUGCAAUAUCACGCGCACAUUAUGGAGAGUGUCCCAAUGCAGAUAUAUGUGUCUGCACUCCUAUUCAGCCCUACUGAAAGCCUCGUGCGUACGCGCUUCGGUGGCAAGCUAUCAUCUUGGAUACUCUUGAAUCCUAUCACGGAAAGGAUAUGGAGUCCAUGUCUUCAAGUAAUUCAGACCGAAUAUGACGUAACAGCGGACUCUAGCGGUACGGAUCUCUUGAUAUUGAACGACGACUCCCGGGAUGUCGAGGUUUGGGAUGUCACUUCAGGGAAGCGGUCGCAGAUACUCAGCCAUGCAGAGAUCGUCAAGUACGCGAUGUUCUUAAGCGACUCGGGGCGCAUCCUUACCUUCUCAAAUCGCCUGGCUUGUUCCUGGGAUGCAAACUCGGGGACCAAGCUCAGCGAGAGCAGUAUAUAUGACCUAAACAUUGGCUGGCAAGUUGCCUCGGUCUCAAGCGAUGGGAGGCUUGUCGCAGAUCCACCCCUAUCUGCAAAUGGCGUCAUUGUCUGGGAUACAGCCCAGGGCCAAGUGCAACACGAGCUGCGCUGGAAUUCAUCAAUGCCGGCCCGAAAACUGCUCUGGCUCGACGACAUGAGGGCUUUGGCUGGCAAGGAAAGAAUCAGCUUACCAAUAUGCUGUGCAUACUUCCGGCCAUGCUUUGACGUCGAGUCGCCGUAUAUUCUCACGCAAUUCGGCCGUAUCCACUGGAAUAAGCUCCUCGCUCAAGCCGACACUCUUCAAUCGGCACACGACUACAGUCGCAUGACUGAGGGAUAUGGGCUGAACAGUGAUGGAUCGUGGGUAACAUGGAAUGGUCGAAACAUUCUAUGGCUGCCACCGGGCUAUCGACGAAGAGGGAGGCGAGUGAUCUCCCAUGACUGCCUUAUCAUGGACACAUAUAAUCCAGAGAGCCCAUGCAUUAUUCGCUUCUUUGGUCCUCCUCCUUUCCAGUCUCUCCUCAAUUCGCGGCAUUGA
Messenger RNA from Trichoderma citrinoviride, 2781 nucleotides. RefSeq names its product NACHT-domain-containing protein. The record is from RefSeq and is a predicted model, not a curated record. The coding region runs from base 1 to 2781 and encodes 926 amino acids. Gene Ontology annotation, molecular function: protein binding. The transcript is spliced from 4 exons. NCBI's taxonomy places the organism in Eukaryota, Fungi, Ascomycota, Sordariomycetes, Hypocreales, Hypocreaceae.